This is a messenger RNA of Leptopilina boulardi, 1325 nucleotides long. Its product is annotated as odorant receptor 4-like. Lineage: Eukaryota; Metazoa; Arthropoda; Insecta; Hymenoptera; Figitidae. Gene Ontology annotation, cellular component: plasma membrane. Gene Ontology annotation, biological process: detection of chemical stimulus involved in sensory perception of smell; sensory perception of smell. Gene Ontology annotation, molecular function: odorant binding; olfactory receptor activity. The transcript has 3 exons. The coding region runs from base 103 to 1287 and encodes 394 amino acids. The record is from RefSeq and is a predicted model, not a curated record.
CAUUAGGUAAAUAAAAAUUUCAUAAUUAUCUAAAGUAAGCAAUAGAGUCUGCGCAAUUCAAAUCAAUUGAAUUUUUUUCAACGCAAACAUUUCUCUCGCAAAAUGUCAUCGGAGAAAGAUCUAAAUACUUUUAAAAUUUUGAAAAAUGUUGCAUGGCCAAUGGGAAUUUGGCCAUUGAGUGAUAAUUAUUUUUCGCUAUUUCGAACUCUCGUUCUCAUUGCCAUACAGAUCAGUUUAGUAGCUUGUGUAACAAUAGAAAUAACUCUUGGAUGCUGUAAUCCGGAGGAGGUGAUUGAUUUUAUUGAAUUGCAAAAAUUUGGAACAAUAGCAGCUUUAAAAGUGAUAUUGGUUCGUUAUUAUCGUGAUAAUAUAGCGCGAAUAAUCACUACAAUGAAUGACGAUUGGUUUGUCACAAGGAAAGAAGAAUUAAUUAAAAUCAUGAGAUCCUAUGCUCGUACUGGAAAUAUUGUUUUUUAUGCACAAGGAAUAUCAACAUCGACUGUUAUUUUUUUUCAAGUUGUUGGUAAUUUGCCAUUUUUUACUCCCGGUGUAAAAUUAAAUACAACAAAUGGCACAGAGGAAAUUAUAUUCGAAAGAAUGCUACCACAAAGAACAAAGUGUCUCUUUAUGAAUGUCUCAUCAACUUCUUAUGCUUUAGUUUAUUUUUUACAGAGCAUUCAAUUAAUUUGCACUGGUCUUGGAAAUGUGGGAACGGACAUUUUUUUCUUUAGUUUAGCAAUGCAUGUGUCGGGACAAUUGGAAAUUUUGAAACAAGAACUUGCUGAAUUCCAGGGAUUAAAUAAUUUAAAUGAGGAUAAAUUGCGAAUUGUUACAUUAAGCAAAAGACAUCAGAAAUUAUUGGAUGAUGUUCAAAGCCUCGAAAGGACAUUUAAUUUAAUUAUUUUGGUUCAACUUGCUAUUAAUAUUACUGGAAUUUCCCUAUUUGGAAUACAAUUAAUUGUCAAUUUACGAAAAUAUGGUAUUUUAGCAGCAAUAAAACCACUAACUGCAAUUGAUGUUCUAAUGGUUCAAUUAGGUUUGUAUUGUUAUGCUGGUGAAGUGUUAUCAACGAAAGUAAAAAUGAUUACACUUGGAGCAUAUCAAAGUUGUUGGUACGAAUUAAAGAAAAAUUUGGCGAAAAAUAUUUAUUUUAUAAUGAUAAGGGCUGAACAACCAUUUCGUUUAACAGCUGGAAAACUUGUGGGUAUGAAUAUGGACACAUUUACCAAUAUUAUUAAAGUUUCAGUUACGUAUUUUUCGGUUCUCAGACUAAUGUUGGAUACAUAGUGUAUUUAAAAAUAAUCGAAAAACUUAUAUUUUUAAAU